CAUCAACAAAAAAGCUGACAUUAUGAAAACUUUACACAAUAUCAGCAGAGUUUGCGAAGCAAUGUCAUGCAGCUCCAAAUAGUAAAAUUUUUUAGUUCGAAUUUGAGAAAUGUUUCUUGACUGAGUUUAAUUCCUUUUGAAUGAAGCGGCCCUUUGCCAACAUUACCGUUAUGCAGAAAAUGGCUGCCAGGGAGGAUCCCGUUUAUCUUCUGAGCGACACAAAGAAGGAAGGCUACGUGCGGGUGCGUGUCGAAAUCCAAGGUUUGAAGGCUAAAAAACUUACUUUAAUAGAAAAAUUUACUGGAGGAAAGCGAACUGAGGCAAAGAAUGGAACGGUUCUGUGCCAUUUUCAGGACAGAGGAUUCAGACUUGAAGUGCAAGGAGAUGGGAAAAAACUAACUGAUGAAACAUUUGAACGUCUUCAUCUACCAUAUGACAUCGAUACUGAGACAUCUUAUUGGGAGACAGAGGAUAAUUUUGUCAACAUCUUUCUUAAAAAAGCCGAUGAUAAAGAUGAUUGGUCACCAUUCAUAGAAAGUGGAAAGUUGGAAGCUGAAUGAAAAAAGUAUAAGUAUAUAGCAAAUGAUCUAAAGAUGAGUAAGAUAUUGAAUCAGGACUUUGAGUUUGAGAUCGAUUUCAGGCUUUUGGCAUUUGACCCCAAAAUGUGAAGAAUAAGUACGUUGUGUGAGUUUAUCAUGAAGUCUUUGGUUAAAAAUGUCACAUAAGUGUGACCAGGACCACAAUCAAAUGUACCUGUUGUUUGUGCUGACAUGUCUUUUUGCAUAUUUUACCUUGCAUAAAAAACAAACAAACAAACAAAAGAGCAUUAUUAUCACAUAUUGUUCAUGAAUUAUUGUUCAUUCUUAAUUUUCAUAUUUUUUGUGUUCCUGUAUAGUGAUCUAUACUUUCAGUUUCUAGUCACAGCAGCAAAAUCAAGUUUCUCUUGUUUUCUUGCAAUGAGGACAGCUUUUUGUCCAUUUGGUAAUAUAUUCUGCAUCCCUAAGCAAAAGAGAAAACAUAUAAAUGUUUUUGUACAUGCAUAUAUGUCUACAGGUUUGUAUAUUUCUAAUUGCAUUAUGCAUGUUCACUUUUUUCUAAGUACAUUUGACUUUUUUUUAACAAUUUCCCUUUCCCAAAUCCUUGGUGUUUAAAGUAACAUGUGUUAUAUUUUUAAAGCUAAGAAAAUCCUUGUGUUUUAUUUUUAAAAGUAUAGAGUAUUCAAACUAUUUUAGUUGUUUUCGAAUCUGCUCAAAGUAUACCUGACAGUAAAAUAAAGAUUGACCCAGUUAUGUUAUAAUUCAAUUUAAUGGGUAGGUUAACCUUUUCAUGUUGCUUGCAACUAAAAAUAAUACAGAAGACGGUGUGCUCACUGAGAAGUUGAUGGAGAAAGAAUGAGCUCGGUUAUCUUGCAUAGUAUUAUGAAGAAGGGACUAAUUUUCCUUUUGGUCCAAAUUGUCAUGAAAGAUAUCUGAUAAAUUUUUAAAGGGCUUUAACUUCCUGCUUUUGUGCCAAAUAAACUUAAACAGCAGUGAGUUUCUGAAACGAUUAUGAAAACACUCAAGAUUUAAGAAAAAUUUGUAUCAAAAAUGGCAUGUAAAAUCAACUGUUUCUUAAAGAUUUUUUUUUAAUAGCUGUUUUUGCUAUUUUUAGUCAUUAAUAGGUUGUAUAUUUAUACACAUUAACAUAACUAGUCAAACCUAUUGAUGACAGCAAAAUUGUUUGGUAUUACAUGUGAUUUGGAGAGUUUACAAGUGCAUUUAUACCAUUGCCUUAUUGUGUUCAUGAACUUGUUCUAUUUGUUCUAUAAUUUGCUAUUUUUGUGUGAUUUACAAGUGCAAGUUUGAGAUAACUAGUAUACAUAUUUGGUUGUUGCAAGACUAAGGAUAUCUGAAAAGUUAUGGCAAUCACAUGAGGGUUUUUUUAAGCUACUGAUUCUCUAUCAGUUCUGUUAUUCUAUAUUUUCCAUUAAAAAAUGAAUUGAUGUAAAUUUUUACACCAGAUUAUUGAUGUUUAGCUCUCUGUGUACAUUUUGCAAAAGCUUUAUAAAUAAUAAAAAGAAAUGUUUUUAAAUUACUUACAAAUUAAUGUUUUACUAAGUAUAAUAGGGGCAAUAGUUAACUUCCACAGACUGUGUUUAACUGGCUUUCCUUGAUAUUUUGCAGUAGAGGUGCUCUGUUGGGAAGAGUUUUAUGUACCCCAAGGGAAAGGGAAAAAGAUAACAUGACCUAUCUCAGCCUGAUAUUCAGUCAGAUUACAUUGCAACACUGACUUUCACUGCAGGCAUCCCAGCUCUUGUGUUUAUUCAACGAGAAAAAGUUUUAUCUUGUGCUAGUGCAGUCACUAACCACUGUAAAAACAAAAUAUUUACUCUAUUAAGUUGUGUAAAAAUAAUGUGUCCUAUUUCUUACUCUCUAACGAUUAUUUAAUGCUGUCUCACACCCUCUAACAGUUUUAGCUAACUCAAGUUACAUUGUAUAAUACUGCAUUUAUAUUAUUUAUUUCAACAGCUUUAAAAGGAAUAAUAAGGAAAUAAUUUUAAUAAGGACUUCCUUCCCUUCUCUUCCUCUCCCUUGUUCACUCUCUACAAUCCGUGCCAGGUUUCAAGUGGGUUUUUUUUUUUUAAGUCUUCAUAUUCAUCAAACACAUUCUUCAGUACUUUAACCCUUUCUCAGUAAAGUGUAAAAACUAGUCGUAUAAACUACAGUUUCUAGCUCUCAAUCUGAUGUUUCUCUGUUCGUGUCAUUCAUAUUUAGGUUUUGGUGGCUUGAUGUAUUGCCUAAGUUGUUUUAUGCACCAUCAAUGUGAUGAAGUGAUGAUAUUAUUUAUGUAACAUUAUUUGUAUAUUUACAUAUAGUUUUUGACUUUAGCCACAGUUUUUGAUUGGUUGGUGAGGUAAGGAGUCUCCUUGAACUAUGCGGGAAUUUGACAAACACUUUUAGAUCAAACUUUACCACACCACACAACUCCACACAUAAGUGGUUUGUAUUACUGUAAUUGUGCAUUUCUCCUUUUAUGAAUCUUAAAUCUUUUCCAUACACA
Pomacea canaliculata is the source of this 3039-nucleotide messenger RNA. RefSeq lists its product as uncharacterized. The transcript is spliced from 4 exons. The record is from RefSeq and is a predicted model, not a curated record. Lineage: Eukaryota; Metazoa; Mollusca; Gastropoda; Architaenioglossa; Ampullariidae. The coding region runs from base 141 to 560 and encodes 139 amino acids.